UGAGUGUCUCUCUCUAUCUGUGUGUGUGAGCAGUAAAAUGGCAGAAUCCAGCUUUUCUGUGGCACAGGAAGAGUUCAGCUGUGCGGUGUGUCUGGAUCUACUAAAGGAUCCAGUCUCCAUUCCGUGUGGACACAGUUACUGUAUGAGCUGCAUCACAGACUGCUGGAAUCAGGAGGAUCAGAAGAGAGUCUACAGCUGCCCUCAGUGCAGACAGACCUUCAGCCCCAGACCCGCUUUAGCUAAAAACACCAUGCUGGCUGAAGUGCUGGAGAAACUGCAGAAGAGCAAACUACAAGCUGCUGGUCCUGCUCAGAGUCCCGCUGCAUCUGGAGAUGUGGAGUGUGACGUCUGUACUGGAGCCAAAAACAGAGCCGUCAAGUCCUGUCUGGUGUGUCUGAACUCUUACUGUCACACUCAUUUUCAGCUCCAUCAAGAACUGAAUCCUGGAAAUCAACACAAAGUGACUGAAGCCACUCAUAAACUGCAGGAGAUGAUCUGUCAACAACACAAGAAACUCCUGGAGAUCUUCUGCCGCACUGAUCACUGCUGUAUAUGUUAUCUGUGUUUGCUGGAUCAACACAAACACCAUGACACUGUUUCAGCUGCAGCAGAGAGGACUGAACUACAGAGUCGGCUGAGGGAAACCCAGAGCAGCUUCCAGCAGAAGAUCCAGGAGAGGCAAAAGGAGCUGGAGGAGCUGAGAGAGGCUGUGGAGUCUCACAAGCACUCUGCACAGGCCGCAGUGGAUCACACCGAGAGGAUCUUCACUCAGCUCAUCUGCUGGAUUGAGAGAAGCCGCUCGGAGCUCACGCAGAUGAUCAGAGAUGGAGAAAAGACUGCAGUGAGUGGAGCUGAAGAACGACUGGAGCGACUGGAGCAAGAGAUCAAUGAUCUGAGGAGGAGAAACGCUGAGCUGGAGCAGCUUUCACACACAGAAGAUCACAUCCAUUUCCUCCAGAGUUUGCAGUCUCUCUCUGUCCCUCCUGGAUCUACAGACUCAUCCAGCUUUAUUAUCAACUCUCAACCUGCUUUUGAUCAAGUUGAUGAAUCUGUGUCUCGUCUAAGAGACAAGCUGCAGCAGUUCUGCACAGAGGAGAUGAAGACCAUAUCUAGUACAGUGAGAAUCAUUAGCAUCAUUUCCACUCCUGAACCAAAGGCUCAAAAGGAAUUCCUGUUUAAGUUCGUUCUCAUCGGAGAUUCGGGUGUUGGGAAGAGUAACCUGCUGUCGAGAUUCACACAAAAUGAGUUUAAUCUGGAGACCAAAAGCACGAUAGGAGUGGAUUUCGUCACCAAGAGAAUUCAGGUGGAUGGAAAGACCAUAAAAGCACAGAUCUGGGAUACGGCAGGACAGGAGCGCUUCAGAGCCAUCACCUCUGCAUAUUACCGUGGUGUGGCCGGUGCGCUGCUGGUGUAUGACAUCACCAAACACCUGACCUAUAAAAAUGUGGAGCGCUGGCUGAAAGAGCUGCGAAAACAUGCCGACAACAACAUCUUCAUCAUGCUGGUGGGCAAUAAGAGCGACCUGCAGCACCUGAGGGCCGUGCCCACUGAUAAGGCCCGCGCUUUCGCAGAGAAGAAUAACCUGUCAUUUAUCGAGACGUCAGCUCUGGACUCAACUAAUGUUGAAGAGGCCUUCAAAAACAUCCUAACAGAAAUCUACCGUAACGUAUCAAAGAAGCAAGUCGGCUCAUGACAGGUCUCUCAGGAAAUAAUGUUGUGGACAUCAGUGUCAAGCCCACCACAGACGGACAGAAGAGCAACAAACAGGAAAUAAUAGAAAAGUUCUGCUCAUUCACUUACAAAAUA
Molecule: messenger RNA, 1806 nt
Organism: Danio rerio (zebrafish)
Lineage: Eukaryota; Metazoa; Chordata; Actinopteri; Cypriniformes; Danionidae
Source: RefSeq, a predicted model, not a curated record